UGUCGUUUUGCUCUCACACGCAUUGUCGUUUUGCUAACAAACUGACUUCUUUACAGUCCCUACACCACAGAUUCUGUUUUUUUCUCUCUUUCAAAUAGGAACUUCAAAUUUUUGGGGGUUUCAGGUUCAUUUCCCUCCUAUCUCUCAAGUCAGUGGAUUUGGAUCUGGAUCUGUUUUUCUAUUUUGAACUUGGAAAUACUUUGAAUUUUCUUUCUUUGGAAGAGUGUUGUGUUUACCUUUUUGCAGUUAGUUGUGAAGUUUUGAGCUUUAAGCUUUUACCAAUUUGGUUUUGGUUGUUGAGUAUGACCAUUGAUCCCUUCAAUCACAACACAUUAUGCAGUAAGAAGAUGGAGGAAGAAGAAAAUGAAGGUCUGAAAACUGUGGAGUGUCUAAGAGGGAGACUCCUUGCAGAGAGGCAAGUUUCAAGGUCUGUAAAAGAAGAAGCAGAGCUCAUUACCAAAAAGAUGGAAGAGCUGGAGAAACAUUUGAAAGAAGAGAUCAGAUUAAGGGAAAAAGCAGAGAAGAGAUUAAAGUUUCUGAUGAAAAAGCUUGAAUUCAUAAAAGGGCCACGCAAUUCUGAGGGAUCAGAGCAACAGAGCUCAUCUGAAGUUUCUUGUUUGUCAUCGGUUUGCACUUCAGCUUCCAAAGAAGAAGAAGAAACUCAGAAAAUUGGAGAUGUGGAGGAAAACAAAACUAAUAAAGAAACUAAAAGUGUUGCCUCCAUGGAAGAAGAGUCAAGUUCAAAGCUAAAAGAUGUUUCUUCUGGUGAAGGAAGUGUUGUUGCUUCAACCUCAAGUCAUGAAGAAGAACAACAGGCUGGUCAUGAUUUCUCUUGGUACUCAGACACAACUUAAAGAGUUCUUAGAGUCAAGAAUAUACACAUUUUCUCAUCCCCUAAACAAUCUUGAUCAGAGAACUGUAUCUCAUGGUGGAUCAUAAAGUUAUUAAUACUAUUAUAGUAUAGUAAUUUUGGGAAAGUUCUUGAUGGGUCUAAGGCAUGCAAAUGAAAGAAAGGUACAGAGAACAAUGGAGAAAGGGCAUGUGAUCAAAAAGGGGAUUAAUUAGGCUUUAGGACACAUUUGAGUUUGGCAGUAUUAAAUUCAAAGUGUUUAGUAGAGAUGGGGACGACACAACACACAUAAUGUCUGUCUCUUUCUUCUUGAUGUUUUUUGUUUUUCAAAGAACGAAAGUGACGUUUCUUGGAAAUAGUAAGUGAUGAGAUUUGAAGUAAGGAAGCAGUACAUUGCAAUUGCAGGAUUAGCUUGUUUGGAUUAUUUUGCAAUAAUGGUCAAAGAAAAAUUAGUUGUAUGAUUUUCUUAUGAGUCAUGAAUAUAAAAUUUGAAAUUUUAGUGUGUUUAGUGUUAUUGAAACCCUUUCGAAACAGAGGAUUUCAGAUUUUAGAUUGCCACCAAAGUUUUGCAUUUGAAUUUUUGUAAGAAGCAGACAUGAAAUAUAUGAAAUAUAAAAAAUUUCAUCAAUAUAUAAGAAAAAUUACAAAGAUUUCUUUCUAUAAACGUUUCGAAAUUCUUGAAUGGCGCAAGAAGAAGAAGUUCUUUAUUAUUUUAUGUUUUUUAAUGGGAAAUAAUAAAAAAAAAACUGUUUUGAUGGUGCAUGACCGAUCAUGGCGGAGAAACACUUCAUUGUCGUCCACAACUACCUCAAAGACAGGUGAAUUUGACUUUGUAUUAAUCCGUAUAUAAUAAUUACCUCCUAAUUAAUCGGUAAUCUCUCCCGUUGACGAUUUCUCGAUCUUCCAUUUGGGAUUUUUUUUCUCGUUACGAAACCGAUGAUCCCAGAUUUCAUUUUCUUCUUUUGAUCUUUAUCGUCGUUUCGAAAAAAAAUGGUUUCUUUUGUUCUUGUUAAAUCUUUAAAUCAAUAAGCUCUGUGUAGUAGAUUAAUCAAAAAAAAAAAAAAAAAAAAUCCGAUUGAGUUUUGUGAGUGUGCGGUGUGAUGUAAAGUAAAAGAAAUGGGAAUUAGAAAUAGUUUUGUUUGUGAAGUAUUAUGUUGUUAUCUUUGGUGAGCAAGCGCUCACUGGAGGUAGAUUCCAGGUUGGUUUCUCAAAUCAUUUCGUGAUUAAUCGUAUUAUUACACACAUUAAUUAUGUCAUCAUCAUCACAAAGAAUUUGAUUACAGGGACGCCUAUGGAUUUGCCUUGAGACCUCAACACGUUCAAAGAUAUCAAGAGUACCUUAGCAUCUAUACGGAAGAAGAGACAGAGAGGGGAGAGAAAUGGCAAAACUUUCUUGACCGGUUAGACGAACCAGCUGAACAUUGUUCCUCGGAAGAUGAGUUUCAGGAUCCAUUGCAGGCUGAUGGUGUGGAGUCUAGAGAGGAGAGUGAUUCAGAGGAGGAUGGUUCAAGAAACAGUAAACAUGACUCUGAUCACUCAUCAGAAUCUGAGGUUGAACAAGAUAGCUCUGAAACAGUUGGUGAGCUUUCAAAAGAGAAAGAAGCAGCCGAGGAGGUUCAGGUUCCUGAAGAGCAGAAAUAUUUGAAGGAGAAGAGUCUUGAAAAGAAAAGCCAACCUGUGAAGGAUGAUGAUGAUAAGGAGAAGGAUAAAGACAAGGAGUUUUCAGUCGAAAGUGAAUCUGAUGACGAGAAACAAUCACAAUCAGUGAAAGAACCUACAGAUCAUGAACCUAUUCAACAAGAAAAGCCUGUGGCAGAAGCAGAAAAAUGUGGAUUGGAACAUGAGAAAGGAGAAAAAGAAACGAAACCCCGUUCAGUUAUUGAAUGGGCUAAUAUUAGACAUUGUCUUGCGUCCAUAGAGGAUAUGAUGUGCACUCGUGUUAAGAACGUCAAGUAUAUGGAAAACAGGAAGAGCAAUUCAGUAGCAGAACAUGGUUCAUCGAUAAACAAAUCACUGUCCUCCAUUGGAGAAACUGAACAAAACUCUGGAGAAAAGGACAGUGACAGUGAGACUGAGACUGAGACUGAGACUUCCACAGGCAGAUGCGAUUCAGUAAAGGAAAAAAAUGAUGCUCACGGUGGUAGUGUUUCUCCAGAGCCGUUUUUCCCUUGGUAUGAAGAACUUGAGGUACUUGUUCGUUUAGGAGUGCCUAAGGAUCUCAGAGGGGAGGUGUGGCAAGCGUUUGUAGGUGUAAAGGCAAGACGAGUUGAGAGGUACUAUCAGGAUUUGUUGGCACAAAUAACUAACUCUGAUGAAGGCAGUGAACAUUCAAGCUCAUCUGAUGUCCAAAGAAAGUGGAAAAAACAAAUUGAAAAGGAUAUACCUCGGACAUUCCCAGGUCACCCUGCUUUGAAUGAUAAUGGUCGAGAUUCCUUGAGACGGAUACUUCUCGCUUAUGCUUGUCAUAACCCAUCUGUUGGAUACUGCCAGGCUAUGAACUUUUUUGCUGGCCUGUUGCUUCUGUUGAUGCCAGAGGAAAAUGCAUUUUGGACUUUGGUUGGAGUUAUUGAUGAUUAUUUUGAUGGCUACUAUACAGAAGAGAUGAUAGAAUCUCAGGUUGAUCAGCUAGUCUUUGAAGAGUUGAUGCGAGAAAGAUUUCCAAAGCUCGUUAAUCAUCUGGAUUACUUGGGAGUGCAGGUUGCAUGGAUAUCUGGGCCAUGGUUUCUAUCCAUUUUUGUUAAUAUACUUCCUUGGGAAUGCGUUCUGCGGAUGUGGGAUGUGCUUCUCUUUGAAGGAAACCGUGUAGUGUUGUUCCGGACAGCUUUUGCUUUAAUGGAACUAUAUGGUCCUGCAAUUGUAGCUACAAAAGACGCAGGAGAUGCGAUUACUUCAUUACAGACACUUGCUUGUUCAACAUUUGAUAGCAGUCAGCUUGUUCUGACCGCAUGCAUGGGUUACUUAUCGACGAACGAGGCUAGACUAGAGGAGCUGAGGAAGAUACAUAGACCAGCGGUUCUAGAGAUUGUUGAGGAAAGAAUACACAAGGGUCGAGUCUGGAAAGACAAAAAGGGUCUGGCUUCUAAGUUAUAUAGCUUUAAACAUGAAGGAUCUAUUCUAGAUGAGCAAAAGCCUACUCAGAGGAACGAUGGUGAGAAUCCAGAUGACGAUGAAGCUCCUGCUCCCAGUAGCUCCAUGGAUCUGGAUGCUGCAAAUGUAGAUUCUGAAUUAGACUCUUUACCAGAUCUUCAAGAGCAGGCGGUAUGGUUGAAGGUUGAACUAUGCAGACUGUUGGAAGAGAAAAGAUCAGCUGUAUUAAGAGCUGAGGAGCUAGAGAUUGCUUUCAUGGAGAUGGUCAAAGAAGACAACAGACUGGAAUUAAGUGCACGGGUUGAAGAACUGGAAAAGGAAGUCAGAGAACUAAAGCAAGUCCUUUCUGACAAGAAAGAACAAGAAACAGCAAUGCUUCAGGUUCUGAUGAGAGUUGAGCAAGACCAAAAGCUUACAGAAGAUGCUCGGGUAAGUGCAGAGCAGGAUGCAUCUGCACAAAGAUAUGCAGUACAAGUGCUUCAGGAAAAGAAUGAGAAGCUUGUGGCUCAACUCGCUCUAAUGGAGAAGAGAGUAGUUACAGCAGAAACAACGCUAGAAGCUACUCUGCAAUAUGAAUCAGGUCAAAACAAAGCACAAUCGUCUCCAAGGUUUGCUCGUACUCAAGGUUCUCCACAGGAGACCCUUAAAAAGAAGACAGGCUUCCUAUCAUUUGGGCUUGGCUGGCGCGAGAGGAACAAGGCGAAACAACCUGAAGAAUCAAAUGAUGACAACACUAGUAAUGCAACAACUGAAGCCAAAUCUCCAUCACAAGAAAGCAAAUCCCAAGAUCUCUUAAAUCUGGAGACAAGACGCUAACUGACAAAAGAGUCAAAUCUAAGCUUCUCCAUCUUUAGGAGCUUGAUACCUGCAAACAGUAAAAAUGAAGAAAGUGUUUCCUCAAAUUAUAAUUAGAAUAGUAUGCACAAAAGAGUGAUUCAUAUUUAAGUAACAAUUUUUACAAAUAACUCAAAUAGAAUUCUUAUUGAAUCACUUGACAUGUCUUUUCUUCUUGUUGGCAUAUUCUAGUUUACUGUUACUGUGGCCUUUGGUUAUACAAGUUUUUGAUCUUGGGUUGGUGUUUGAUCGCAUCAUCGUUUUUGAAAGUUGAGUUUGGCAACACAGAAAGCAAACAUAGAAGCCAAUGCAAUUGGGAAUGAGAUGAGAACAAUGGCUGUAACCAUCAAACGAUCAUGAUGGAAUCCGAAAUAGUCCUCUAAGAAUCUCGCAACGGUCGUGGAUUCUCCAAACGCAUUGAUCUCAUCAUGAAUAUCGCCGUACUGAGACGAGAAAAACAUGUUGAGCGUCCACGAGGUUGGGGUUAGAUAGUAAAACCAGACCCACCACUUUGGGAUUUGCUGUCCAGGGAUCAAGAAUCCUGCGAAUAGGUUGAAAGUAACGAAGAAUAGCGACUGGAGAAUAGCUGCGACCAUGAAGUUUGGAGUGAUGGAGAUGAGGAACAGUGCGAGGUAGUUGAAGCAGAGUAAGUUGCAGAACAUUGAGUAGAGACAACAGAAAACUUUGUAGGCAGAUGCGUAUAAACCCAUCAUAGGAUAUAAUAUGAUCACAAACUCUGCGCUUUGUAUGAAAAUGUAAGGAAUCUCGGUCACAACCUGAGCCAACGCAAACGCGAACGCAGAGUACAUUCCGGCGAAUCUUUCCCGGUACAUAACGUUACGCUCUGUCUCAAAAUACUGUAAAGCUGAAGUACAGUUGUUUACCCCUAAGAAGAGCACAAGUCCAUAAAUCGCUCCGAGAACUGUAAACAGAUUCUGUUGAGUAUCUCUCUUUUGUCCUUGGUUCCAGAAGAGUACACCGAAGAUCAAAGAAGAGAUGAAAGUGUGACCGAUUCUCAACAAGUUGUAAGAAGGACUUCUCCAGUAAGACAAACUCAUCUUCCAUAGACAAGAUUUGAACUGUCCCCACCAGUUCUGUGCAAAUGUUCUCUUGAAAUGCAAAUCGGUUGAACCGGGAUCCGGUUUGCUCAGCUCUUUGGCUAGCUCAGAGUUGCUCUUGUAAAGAGCUGAUUCUUUGUAGAUUUUUGCAAAAUCUAUGUUCAGUUCAGUCUCUACAGACUGUGAAGUGACCUCAAGCAUCCAUGUUGCUGGAUUGUAGUUGUCUCUAAUCUUAGCAACUCCAGGUAUACUCUGAAAAUAUUGAAUGACAUUAGAAGAAUGUUGUCCAAGUGGUCCAGUGUAAAUCAUUCGACCUCCUCUCUUCAGAAGCACCUUACCUCGUCAAAGGCUUCAAAAAUGUCGAUACUGGGCUGAUGAAUAGUGCAGACAAUUGUUCGUCCAGUCUCGGCGACGUUCUUCACAGCUCUCAUUACGAUGGCGGCUGCUCUUGCGUCUAGCCCCGUCGUUGGUUCGUCCAUGAAUAUGAUUGACGGAUUCGCCACCAACUCCACCGCUACCGUCAACCGCUUCCUCUGCUCCGUCGACAGUCCGCUCACGCCGGCGACUCCCACCAUCGCGUCCUUGAUCUCCUCCAGCUCGAUCGUCUCCAGAACUUGCUUCACGAAUCUCUGCAACGAAUUUUUCAGGCGAAUUACUUUCUCGAUCUCUUAGGUCAAUGUUGAUUUUAGGAUCCAAGGAUUACGAUUUUGGUUUUGGAAUCGAUUUCUGGAACUAGACGGAGCCAGGCGGAGUAAAUUAGGGAUUCCUCGACGGUGAUGUUUGGUGAGUGUAUAUCCGUUUGCUCGCAGUAGCCUGAGACUCUUGCGAAUGUUUCCUGCACUUUAGGGAAUCCGCUGAUUCUGAUGUCUCCUUCGAUGUACCCGCUUGUUUUUCUUCCGGCGAGAACGUCGAGCAGAGUUGUUUUCCCGGCUCCGCUGAUUCCCAUCAACGCCGUUAGAACGCCUGGCCUGAAAGCUCCGGUGAUGUCUGAUAGAAGCUGCAACUUCUUCUCAGUGUACCCUUGACCUCUCAUCUCCUGAGAUUAGCAAAAUACCAUGGCUUAUGAUUUGGUGGCCACUGCAAUUACGAAAUGGUUGUGAACCAAGAAUGAGCAGAAGAUUUUACCACAGGGACGUCGACGUAAUAGUUCAAGUCUUGAAAUGUUAUGGUGAAUGGCUUAAAAGCUCAGAGAGCUUGUCUUGGGAAAUCAUGGCACGAUAUGAAGUGGGAGCUGUCAAUGUUUUAAAAGAAGCUCUUCAGUAUAUGCUUUCUUUCUGUGGCAUCUUAUCGAUAUUUUGAACUUACAUUUCAAGAAACUCAGGGCAAGAGUGAAAAUGGUGUUGAAGAUAACAGUGAGACCCAGCAAGGCACAUAAUGAGACCCAAUACAUGUAAUCAUCAUAGUUCAGUCCUCGGCUUUCAAGUAUGGUUCUCCCUAAGGUAACAUUUGUGGGUUGCAUCUACAAAACAUAACCGGAAGAUAGAUUAGUCUUGGAGGAUGAAGAGAAGUUUGGAUGAUUAAGUAGGGGAACAGAGAAUCACUUGCUGCCACCGUGGAGCUAGAAAUUCGUUUACAGAGAGACCUAUCUCGGCGUAACUUAUAGGAUUUACCCAGAAGCCCCACUUCAGCCACACCGGCAUAUCGGCUGCACCAAACCAGUGUCAUGUUUUAAUGGAUCUUUUAGAACAAAGGUUGCAAAGAAAAGAGCACAAAAGUCUUACUGUAGGGGAUGGCGAAACCGGCGAAUACAAAGGUGACUAAUAUGGCAAAACUACCAGCUGUCAUUGAGGCGACUCCUGUCUGAAAGAUUGCAGCUAUACACCGAAACAUGGAUAUCGAUGUGAAGUGAACAGCAAAGAGCAUAAUGAAAUGCCUGACGAACCUGAAACAUCGAAUAUCAUUAUUUCACAUUUCACAGUUAUGUGACAUUCUCAGGCUUGGAUGUGAAUUGGAGAUGGUUUAAAAGCUCUCACCUGGAGAUUUCAGGAGUGUAUCCGAUGACAUAAUAAGUGAGGCAGGUCCAAACGAGAGAUUCGAAGAAGGAGAGGGGGACCUUUAACACUGUUGCAGGGAUUGCAUAAGCCCAAGCUGGAUAGAAACACAGUUGCUUCUGCUUGUAGAAUACGGCAAGGCGUUGAACAGUCAUAGAAAGCUCUGGAACACCAUCAACCAUAAGUAUGACGGUUGCAAAAAACAGGCAACUGAUGUAAGAAUUUCCAUGAAUGAUAUCUAUGCCCAUCCGUGUUCGAAUAAACACGGUCAUGGUGAUGAUUGCUGCCAGAACAAGCUGUGCAACAUAAAAGCAAGAAUGGGUCUUCAAGACUAACACAUUGAAGGAAAUAGCUCUGAAAGAAGACAAAGAGGAGAGAGGUAUCUGCAAAAAGGGAAGAACGCAACCUGAAACGUCUUGAAGAGGUAGACGAAAUAGUUUCUCUUCAUGAGAAGAAACUCUCUUGAGAUGCAUGCUCUGAACAGCUCCCAUUUCGGAAGAGAAUACACAUUGAAGGAAAGAGCAUCCUUGUGGGUUUUUGAUCUAUCAUAUGGCUUAGAGAGGGCUUCUUCUAUCUUUCUCCCAAUCUCCAAGUCCUUAAAUCUCUUCGACAGUGUGUCUACUGAGAAAAAGCUAUGUGGUAAGUCCUGGUGCAGCCAGUACUGUCCUUGGUCUUUUCUAGAUAGAACCUGCAAAGCAAAACAACUGAUGAGGACCAUGGGAUCAAAAGGUCACUGUCAGGGGACAGAACUUUGGCUUUUUACCUCCUGGAGAAAAUCUGCUACACCUUUCCUUUCUGGGCAUCGAAAUCCACAUUCCUCAACGAAUUUCAAGACCUCGCCGCGUGGACCGUGAUACACGAUUUUUCCUUCAGCCAUCAGCACGAUAUCGUCAAAGAGGUCAUAUGUUUCUGGAGCAGGUUGAAGAAGGGAAAUAACCACAGUUGCAUUGGUAAUAUGAGCCAGCUGCUGAAGUGACUUGACAAUCUGAAACGCCGUGGAACUGUCUAAGCCGUUUGUUAUUUCAUCCAUGAACAGAGCUUUUGUUGGACCAACGAUCAUCUCGGCUGCAAACACCUCUGUUUUAGAAAACAGGCAAAAAAGAUAGCCGUUUUUCAGGAUUCUUAGCUAUGAACCAACCUGUGGUAAGACGUUUCUUUUGCCCCCCAGAUAUGCCUCUUCUCAUCGCAUUGCCAAUCAAUGUUUCUGCACAAAUGUCAAGCCCGAGGAUCUGAAAAGCCAAUACAAGACAUCAUUAAGAAGCUGAUCAAGAAGGAACAGAAAUCUGAAUUGUAUCAGAGAAACUACCUUCAAGAUGUAAUCUGUUUGCAGACUUCUUUUAAGUCCUCUAACCGAUAUUGCCUACACAAUGGCAUCACAAAAGGUUAUAAUCAACCGCCAAGCGUCAAGAUCAGUAUCAACAUAAAACUUCAGAAAUGCACCUUCAUCAGAGAGAAAUGUUUUUCACGAAAACUGUUUAAAGAAUGCUUCAGAAAGAUUGUUGCUUUAUGAAGAUAUUAACCUGUUCGGGUACCAAUGCCUUGACAACGAGCUGAGAAGUCUAUUGUCUCCCUCACUGUCAUCUCUGCAAUAUGCAGAUCGUGUUGGCUUAUAUACGCCGAUAUUUUCUGAGGAAUAAGCUCGUUCAGUCCGUGUCCGUUGUAGGAGAUUACACCAGAACUCUGUGGAAAACAAAGAAGAAGAAAAAGGAGACAUGGUUUACAGAUCUGCAGCUAAAGCAUCCCAAAGAGGCUUGAGACAAAGUCUGAAACCUUUAGAUUUGUGUCCAAAUUUCCAGACAAAGCCUUGAGCAGAGUAGUUUUUCCACAUCCAGGAGGACCAAGCAACAAUGUUAACCUUGAGAAGCAAGAAGAGACAUUGGUUAAGUGCAUUUACACAAAAUCUCAAAGCUUGGAUCGAAAAAGAGAGAUCCUCCUGCAACUAACCUUCCUGGCUUAAUGAUGCCGCUAACAUCCGUAAGUAUGUUUAUCUUGGCUUCGCGUGUUCUCGGCUUCACCAAGACCUGAACAAAAAAGAGAGUCGAGCUCAACACUGGCUAGUGCCAAGUUGCGAUCUUCAUUAUGUUCUUGAGUAUACUCACUAAGAAAAUGCGCUUCAAGGAGUUCCAUAAAGUUGGAAGCGCCUUCCCUUCAACGACCUCACACUCUGCUUCAACUCCUAAAUGCUCGUACCUCACUUCUAUGCUCGGAAACUCCACACCGACCCUGCAAGUAACAAUUCAGUUCAUGCUCAAGUUUCUCAAACUCACAAGAUGACGUUCCAUGGCUCCAAGCUUGGUGACAUCAACGACCUUUUUCACUUUCUCCACAUCCUCUCCUUGUUCAUCGACCAGAGACGACCGCAGCCGUUUAAAAGUAGGCAGUCUCUGGAUCUCAGCCCAUUGCAGACCAUACUCUGCUUCAUCAUCCUCAAGCUCCUUUCUCGAAGAGCUGCUCCUGAAACUCGAUCCCAUGCUUUUUCCAAUCUCUGCAAGCUCCACUCUCAGUUCUUCUCCACCCAUACCUCAACGAGCUUCUGUAAUGAAAUGCUAAGAACUCAAUUAUGGGAGGUGCAUUUAUUUUCUUCUUCUUCUUAUGUAUGUGUAUAAUAUAUUAUUAAUAUAGAUUUAAUUGUGCUUUUGAAUUUGACAACAGUUAGGUGACGGAAGGUAAAAGUAA
Thlaspi arvense is the source of this 10496-nucleotide messenger RNA. The record is from the annotation of a GenBank genome assembly. Lineage: Eukaryota; Viridiplantae; Streptophyta; Magnoliopsida; Brassicales; Brassicaceae.